Lactuca saligna is the source of this 945-nucleotide messenger RNA. The record is from the annotation of a GenBank genome assembly. Lineage: Eukaryota; Viridiplantae; Streptophyta; Magnoliopsida; Asterales; Asteraceae.
AUGGCCUCCGAUUCCAAACAAAGUAAGUAUUUAACAGUUUAUUUACAUUAUAAUGGUUUAUUCGCACCAAAAUCAUUAGUAUACUUGAACGCUGUUGUUGUUUCAAUCUGUGAUGUCGAUUUUGGUGCAAUGGAUUUCAAAGACUUUAACUUGUUCAUUGCAAAGUUGAUUGAAGGCAGUUGUGAUAAUGUAUAUUAUUGCACUAGAAAUGAACCAUUGGCAGAGGGUAUUAGGAGAAUUACGAAUGAUGCUGACUACUUUGAGUUUAUUGAAACGGGUUAUAGUGAUGAAGCCGGUCUAAGAAUGAAUGUGUAUAUAGACCACGAAAAUGAACCUGUACUUGAUUGGGCUGAUGAUGAAGGGCAUUAUUCUGAGGAAGACCUGGAUGAUGAUAAAGAUUCACAACUUUCUGAUGAUAUUCCAUAUGAGCAUGAAGCAGAUGAUUACAUUCCUUCUCUUGACAAGACUAUUGGUGAUGAAUUCUUACAUCGGGUGUCAGGUAUGUGUAAGGAUAUAAAUGAUGAGGCUGAAACUGAUGAGGUUGAAACCAAGAAUGGAGAUGACAAACCAGUGUACCCUGUCCAUAAUGAGAACCAGAAAUGGGACAAAAUGGUGCCAAUUCUAGGUAUGAGAUUCUCUAACCCCAUGGAAUUGAAAAAUUGUUUGACUAACUAUGCAGUGAAGAAUGGGUACAACCUUUAUUUUGAGAAAAAUGAUAGUCAGAGAGGCCAACUGUUAGCAGCUAUGGGUAGGGAUGCAAACAACCACAUCUUCCCUAUUGCAUGGGCUGUGGUGGAAGUUGAAAAUAAGGAAACAUGGAAGUGGUUUCUUGACCUCCUUCUGGAUGACAUUGAAAUGGGAAUUGGUCAUGGAUUGACCCUCAUAUCAGACCAACACAAGGGAUUAAUAGAGUGUCAAAGAAAGGGUUCCAGCAGCAGAGCAUAG